UCUCCCUUCGUAUCAUCUUAUCUCUCUCGCUCAAUUCUCUCAGGCUCUUAUUUCUUUUGGAUUUGUUUACUUUACAUAACUCAUAAGUGUUCGUUCGAGAUUUGUCGGAGAAAUUUUCGGUAAUAAUGUCGAGAUUUGUGGGAAUUUUUUAAAUAAAAAGAGAGGUUGUAGUAUUUUUUUAUUUUGAUAUUUGAAGAAACAGAAUCUUCAAAAAAAUUGAUAUGUGCUCUUUUCUUGGGAUUUGAGUUAUCAAGAGAAUCUGUUGAAUUUUUUCAUAAUUUUUCCUUGUAAUUUCCAUUAUGUCGGAAUCUGAGAAAAAGGAAGACGGAGAGAUCUACCGGAAUAUUCCCCGACCAAUCUCUAGAGAUCUGCUGCAGAGUUUCAUGUCCAAGAAAAACAAGAACCCGUCGGUUGAAGACGGAGAGGUAGAGGUUGAGCUAGACUUAGGGCUUUCUCUCAACGGCAGGUUCGGUGUUGACCCACUAGCGAAGACCAGGCUGCUCACGCGGUCUUCUUCGAUUCCUGAUUUCGUGGUCAACGAUCAUAGAUCGGAGCUGAGUAGGACUUGCUCGCUGCCGGUUGAGACGGAGGAGUGGAGGAAGAGGAAAGAGUUGCAGAGCUUGAGGAGGCUCGAGGCCAAGAGAAAGAGGUCUGAGAAACAGAGAAACGUGAGAGUGCUUAGGGAGAAACAUAAAUCUGGAGGAGAAGAAGAGAAGAUUGUUGAAGAAGGAUCUAUAGGUUCUUCUGGGAGUGGUUCCUCUGGUUUGUCGUCCGAACUCGACAACGCUCCUCCUCUUGUUCAAGCAAUAACAAACAAGACGAUAGACACAAGCCCACCAAGUGAUGCCCCGGCCGCCAGAAACAUCAUAGAAGACAUGCCGUGCGUGUCAACGACAGGAGAUGGACCGAACGGGAAAAAGAUCGAUGGGUUUCUGUAUCGGUACAGGAAAGGCCAGGAGGUUAGGAUCGUGUGCGUGUGCCACGGAAGCUUCCUCUCGCCUGCAGAAUUCAUUAAGCACGCCGGUGGUAGUGACGUGGCGCAUCCCUUGAAGCACAUCGUUGUAAAUCCAUCUCCCUUCUUGUGACCAUUAUUAUGGUCCAGUUUCUGUUUACUAAAUUGUUGUGUAUCCAUUCGGAUUACAAGUUCUCAUAUCUCGAGGUGUAUAAACAUUUCAAGUUUGUUUUUAACGUAAAAGAUAUCAUCUAA
Messenger RNA from Raphanus sativus (radish), 1207 nucleotides. Its product is annotated as ninja-family protein AFP3. Gene Ontology annotation, cellular component: nucleus. The transcript has 2 exons. Gene Ontology annotation, biological process: negative regulation of DNA-templated transcription; signal transduction. The record is from RefSeq and is a predicted model, not a curated record. NCBI's taxonomy places the organism in Eukaryota, Viridiplantae, Streptophyta, Magnoliopsida, Brassicales, Brassicaceae. The coding region runs from base 300 to 1085 and encodes 261 amino acids.